CGCAGGCGGUGUGAAUCACAGUGCUCCGGUGUAGCGGGCCGGAGCCGGACCGGUGCCGUUCCGUAGCCGGACCGCAUCCAGUGUGCAUGAGGGGUUAAAGUGUCACAGAUAAACAGGCAAGAGGCGGAAGUCUGUUAUCAGAUAUUGAAAGCCAACUUUCGGUGUACUGGAGACGUGGCAGCAGCAUAAGAAGAGUUUGCCUUUGACCAUGGAGUUUUGGACAGCCUUUGGAAGUAUCAAUAAGCAAGAGCAAUCUGUGUCAAUCGGAAACUGAAAAGGGCAAACCGUACGAAGAGAGGAAAAUCGGCCAAAACGACUCAAAAACCUGAGUUAAACGACCGGGAAGAUGAUCAGUUUCUGUUUGCAACAGAGCUAAAGGAAAAAGGAAGACAAACUAACAGCCUGAUCCCAAGAGGUGACUUAGCCAUCUCAAGGUAUGGCAAACUUGGAGAUAAUACUUCAAGAGCUGCGGGACUUCCGUCGUGAAAACUCUGAAACCCUCAAAGAAAUCAAAGACAACAUCAAAAGUGAAAGUAACAGGAUAGACGACGCCAAGCAGUGGAUCGUGAAAGCGGAGGAGCGAUUACAGCACGUCGAGGAGGCAACACAGGAACUGCUGGCGCUACAGAAGCUGUUCGACGACAGGCUGCUGGAUCUGGAGGGACACUUGAGGGGGAAAAACAUCAGGAUUCACGGGGUGAAGGAGGGAGCAGAGGACUGCGCCAAAUCCAUGAUUGAAUUUGUUGAUGCACUUUUACGAAUACAGCUGGAGUUGCCAAUUUCUCUUCACUUCCUGAUUGAGAAAGCCCACCGAGCCCCAGCAUCACGUCCUCCCCAGGAUUCCACACGGAGAGCUAUUGUGGUCAGAUUCAAGAGUUUUAGAAUGAAAUACGAGAUUCUUAAGAGGGCAUGGCAGAAGAAAGGCUUCGAGUAUGAGGGGAGCAGAGUGUUUCUGGAUCAUGAUUAUGCACCGGAGGCAUUGACAAAACGUCAGGAAUAUGCAGAAGCAGAAAACGUCUUGACAGAGAGGAAUAUAUGUUUCCAAACACCGUUCCCAGCAAGAUCACGAGCGUUCGACGAGGGUGAGAUACGUAUUGCUAACUCUGCUGAGGAGGCGACCACGGGCAUGGCCAGGAGAGGGCUGCAGGUGACGAUGCUGAAACCUAAGGAGAGCGGUCUGGAGAAGACGAAGUGCCUAACAUUGCAGGAUCCACCAAAGGCUUCAACACCCCCCUGUGUACCUUUGACUUUCUCCUCUCCUAUUGUCAAACCCACUGCUGCUGGUCCACCUUCCUUUUCCCCUUCUGCUGGAUUUACUUUCGGUACACCUGUAGCAAAGUUAGGUCCCACCCCAACUACAGCAGCAGGUGCUUCAGUAGAAGCUGCUUCAUCAGCCAGCAGUGCACCAGUGUUUGGUCUGGGAGACAAGUUUAAAAAGCCAGAGGGGGCCUGGGACUGUGACGUCUGUCUGGUGCAGAACAAGGCUGCAGAUGUCCAGUGUGUAGUCUGUGAAGCAGCCAAACCUGGAGCUAGUAUGGAGCCCAAGGCGUUCUCCGGGGUUUUCAAAGCCUCAGCAGACUGGACCUGUGACGUCUGUUUGACUCCCAACAAACUGUCGGACACAAAGUGUGUUUGUUGUGCGGCUCCGCAGCCCAACUCUUCACCCAAGUCCAUAGAUAGUAAACAAACCCCUGCACCUUCUGUUGGCCUGGAGAGCAGCAGCAAAAACACCUCGACAACUACAACAUCAACAGCAGCAGCAGAAGCAGCCACAGGGUUUGGCUCGGUGUUUUCCAAACCUACAGGAACGUGGGACUGCGACACGUGUCUUGUUCUCAACAAGCCCGAUGCAGUAAAGUGUGUGGCCUGUGAAACAGCCAAACCUGGGACGGGACUCAAGCCGUCCCUGACUCUUCCUUCUGCCUUCUCAGCUGUUAAGACUGUAUCGACCCCCGCAGAGCCUGCUGCGACAGGCUUCACGGGAUUUGGAGACAAAUUCAAAAAACCUGAAGGCUCAUGGGAGUGUGAUACAUGUAUGGUACAGAACAAGGCCGAGGACACCAAGUGUGUGGCCUGCACGAGUGCAAAACCAGGUGCUUCAGCAGAAGCUGCUUCAUCAGCCAGCAGUGCACCAGUGUUUGGUCUGGGAGACAAGUUUAAAAAGCCAGAGGGGGCCUGGGACUGUGACGUCUGUCAGGCGCAGAACAAGGCUGCAGAUGUCCAGUGUGUAGCCUGUCAAGCAGCCAAACCUGGAGCUAGUGUGGAGCCCAAAGCCUUCGGUUCUUCAGCUGGUGGGACCACGCUUGUCUUAUCUACCCCUACUUAUGGUGGCUUCAAGUUUGGCACAUCAGACAAACAGACAUCCUCUUCAUUAUCGGCGGCCGGUGGUUUAAAGUUUGGGGGCUCACUGUCAGAGUCGACGGCUUCUUCAGGUGGAUUUAAAUUUGGUGUCCCGUUUGGAAGCGCCCCGUCAGAAACCACUCCUAAAGACAGUACAGCCUCAUCAGGGUUCAAGUUCGGCUCGUCCGAUGGUUUUAAAUUCGGAACUGCCUCCAGUGAAGAUAAGUCAGAGCAGCCUGCGGCAGGUUCAGGGUUAAAGUUUUACACCAGUCAUGGUAUCGUGUUUAGGCCUGGAUCUUCUAGCACAGAAAGUAACUCCUCCAAAGGUGGCUUCACAUUUGGACUGUCAAAACCCAACCCCACAACCACCACAACAGCAACCACAACCGGGUCUGUGUUGGGCGAUCCAAGUUUGGCAACCAAUGCGUCACAAGGGAGACCUGCUUUUGGAUCAUUACAGGCAAACAAGGAGCCGGCUACUCCCAAGUUCACCUUCGGGAAACCAGACAACAAGAAGGACGUCGCAGGCUCCUCGUUGCUGUCUAACUACAAGAGGCAACGAGGAGCCGCAAGUACAAGAGGCUUUUCCUUCAACAAGUCCAGUGCGCCAGCAAAACAGCCUUCACUGGCUUUCACAUUCGGGAAGCCAGCAGAUAAGAGUGAAGCCGUCACUUCAGAGGCUCCCAAACCCACCUUCACGUUCAGACAAAAUGCUGCAGCGAGUGGAGGCUUCCAGUUUGGAGGAAGCAGUGGCUUCGGAGCUACAAACAACACUUCCAGCGUGUUUACCUUUGGAGCGGGAGCCACUGGCUCCCCUGCUCCUGCCACCAACCCCUCCAUGGCACCCCAACCAGGAAGUGGAUUCAUCUUUAACCAAACUCCAGUUAAUAUUGGGUCAAAUAAACCCCUCACUGCCUCUCCAGCCGGACAAAAAGCCAUCCCUCGGCACAAAAUCUGGAAAGGGGAGGAUGGACCGGGCCGGAGGACUGGGCCCUCGUUCUACACACUUAGGAGUGUUAAUGAAUAGUUAUGGAAAAACUCCUGUUACGUGUUUGAUUUCUCUCUGGUUCGCUCCACACCUCUGAUUUUUGUGCACCUCCUGUCUGUCUCCACCCCUCCCUCCUCCUGAUUCCUACUACUCUCCCUUUAUCUCUCACUGGCUCUCUCUCCCUCUUACAGUUUUUCACAAUUGCUAAAACACAUUUCUUGAAACCUCCAUCCAUUUUCUCAAAACCUUAAACACAAAUCCAAAAAUCCACACUACAUUCACAAAAACC
Molecule: messenger RNA, 3617 nt
Organism: Salarias fasciatus (jewelled blenny)
Lineage: Eukaryota; Metazoa; Chordata; Actinopteri; Blenniiformes; Blenniidae
Product: nuclear pore complex protein Nup153-like
Exons: 9
Coding region: 437-3367 (976 amino acids)
Biological process (GO): protein import into nucleus; RNA export from nucleus
Cellular component (GO): nuclear pore
Molecular function (GO): structural constituent of nuclear pore
Source: RefSeq, a predicted model, not a curated record